GAAAAAUAAAAAUUCGACGGUAAACAAAGGGUGUUGAAGCCGCAGCGGCAUAAAAGAACACCAUCUCCCAGAGUGCUUUGCAUCGUCCUACGUUUGCGUCAGUAGUGCGACGAAAAAUCCGUAGCUAGCUAAACAAACCAAACCCCGGUGUGUUUUGAAACGUAAUCUAAUGAUGGAGUUGGACCAGCCAAAAGAAGACGGUGCUCCAGCCCAGCCAACACCACCCGCAGCACCUGAACCUCAGUCAAAGAAGCCAACUCAGGCUGUGUACGUCCCCAAGCAACGACUCCAGGGCCCCAAAGACAAAGCUCAGACUCAGGGAGAAGUAAAGCCGAGACCCAGGCCUCGCUACACGGACAAGGCGAGGAAGAACGCCAGGAACAAGAAGGACAAGGCUGGAGCAGCAGCAGACAAGGGAGCUGCUGAUGGAGGUGAGGUACAGAAUGGUGAUCCUGAUGUGAAGGAAGAGCGGUUGCAGGAUGCAGAUGUGCAGGUUAAUAAUGGGCAGCCUGACCCAACCGAUGGGGAGGCCAAUGUUGCCUCAAGGCUGGAAGCAACAGCUGCUCAGGAAGAGGAGGAGGAGGACGAGGAAGAGGAGAGUUGGGACACCUUGUUCAAUGAUGAUGGAGACUGUCUGGAACCCGCCCUUGAAGAGCUGGCUAUAAAGGAAGGUAGAAAGAAGAAGUCAAUGCAGGAGCCCAGGUUUGAUUACUACAACAUGGAUGGAGAUGACGAAGAUGACAUCGACCUCACAGAGGACGAACUUGCCCACAUUGUAGAGAUCUACGAGUUCCCUGCAGAGUUUAAGACCGAGGACCUUCUCAAGUUAUUUCAGUGCUACCAACAGAGAGGUUUUGACAUCAAAUGGAUUGAUGACACACACGCCCUGGGCCUCUUCUCAAGCCCCGUAGCAGCUCGUGAAGCUUUAAGGUCCAAACAUCCUCUGAUGAAGUUGCGUCCUCUGUCCAAAUCCUCCGCUGCCAUAAAGGCCCAAGCUCGUAGCAGCUCAGAUUACCUCCUGCCUGCUAAAGAGAGACCUCAGACGAGUGCAGCACUGGCUCACAAGCUUGUGAUUGGUGCCCUCGGUGUAAAGAGCAAUGUGACGAAGGAGCAGCGUGAGGCAGAGAAGAGGAAGCUCCAGGAGGCCAAAGGUGCAACAGAGAUGUUAUUUUCAGCUUAUGAAUGAGAUCAAAAGCGCCUGGCAGCCAAACAGAAGGAAGAUGCUUGGGAGGGAAACUGACUGGACAGAAAAGUACUGUUUUAUUUUUGUUUUGUUUUUUAAGAUUCCUUGAUUCAGCAGAGGCUAAAGUCUUCUCUGUUUCUUCUCCUGCUCUGUUUUUGUCAACUGGCCACUCCUUCCUACCACCGCGCUUCCCAGAAAUGGAUUCCCACCAAUUUGUUUCCUUCUUUCGGCCACAGUCCUUCACCAACUGUUAGUCAACGUCUCAUCAUCCACUGUCCAUUUGCCUGCAGUGUUACAUCAGAUGAGUGUCCUACUAUUGUUCCCUCACGUUUAUAUCCCAUGCAGGGACUGUUGCCUCUGUGCCAUGGCCGGGGAUAACACAACUGACUCGCCUGGGUUUUCUUUCAUAUUUCUUAACAUUGUAACCACAGUCUGUAGUGAAGUACCAGGUCUCACCAUUUGUCUAACCCACCUGAAUAGAUCUAAAAACUUGUUUGUUUUUAUAUGUUUUUCUUUAUGUUUUUAAAGAUGACCCAAGUUAAUCCACCUGUAAAUGUGAGGGAAUCAAAGUUUUCUGUUAAAGCUCUCGUAAUAUUAAAUUCAGUCACGAUAUAUGCUAUACUAUACUCUACUCUAUAUGAAGACUUUAUUGACUCUGUUUGACGACCCGUUAGCUUGUCUUAUUAAACAUUUUCUGAGAAGUGAAAAGCCUCCAAAGAAGCUGCUGCUAUCGUUCUUCCAGUUUCAUGACUCGUCUAUCUGUUAAAUCCUACAGGCGUACAUAUUUUUGUGCUUGUCAGUACACAGUUUCAACAAGAGCAGUCUUGUUGUCCAAGCUGAACUGAUGAUGAUGAUAAUACGGUUGACAUUCAUUCUGAAGAAACAAAUGUUGACAGACUGAUUUAGUCUUCCAUCUCGCUAGCCAGUUAAAAAAUUAGAAAACCAUUCAAGGGUUUGUUUUCGGAAAAGACUUUAGAGCAGUCCUGUUUGUGCAUGUGUAACGUGACCGUCAAAUAAUUGAGGCAACAUUUUUGGAGGCAGAAAAUGGUCCUUUUAACAAAUUGACCUGUUCAUGACAUUGUGAAUAACAUACAUCUCAUCUGGUGCUAGUAUAUUUGAAUACUUCCUGAACUGAGUAGUAUUGGGUCUUAAGCUGCGUUCCGAUCCACAGUGUACACAAACAGUAGUCUCUACUCCCUGCUCCCUGUUCAGGGAAUGUCAGUUAAGGGAACUUUACUCGACUAAAUUCCUCCAUCCGUAACACCCUGCAACGUCACCAACGCAGACAUCAUGUCCUCUGUGCGUUGGUAGGCUAAGGUCAACACCUCAGAUACCUGUUGCUGCUACUGGGGAAAUAAAAUACUAAAUAUCUCCUGCGAGAACCCUGAAUUAUUAGUAAGAUAUCAAUAACAUUAUUGCUAAACUCCGCAAUACUUGGCAAACAGCGAUGUCUCCAGAGCACAACGCCGGCUGCAGCAUGAGAGCUUACGGCAGCUAACAUUAGCGGCUAGCAUAGCCCAAUGCUCACGUUUGCAUUGCAUGAUGCAAUGACUGAUGGGUGGUGCAUGUUGCAAUGACUGAUGGGUAAUCUUGCUUGUCAACUUGUGAAGUGAAGAGCCGUUGUUCAGCUCUUCCUUACACAGUUCACAGUUCCCUUUUGAACUGGGCAUUUUAACUCCCUACGGUUUAGAAUCUUAAUGAACAUGACUGAAUAUCCUGAGCAGUCCACUUCGCAGGGAACUGCUAUGCGAUCGACGCACCCUUAAAGUGGCUGUACAGUGACAGAUCUAGGGUCAGUAAACUUUAAUGAAACUAAUGAGCAGAUAUCGCAUUUUGUCUGAAUACAUUUCAAUUUGUCAAGAUGAAAUAUUUCCGCUGAAGAAGGCAAGUUCAACUCCAGUUUUGGUGACAUGUUUCGGCUCCAGUUGAAGUAUUGCACCAUCUAUUAGUUGAGAAAAUUCUGCAACAUUAUGGUUUAUCACAACUCUUUCAAAUUGCUUUAGAUUUAAAAAAAAUAAUAAAAAUGUGUGGUUGUCGGUCUCAACAUGCUGUUCUUCUUUGUUCCUGGAAUGUUGAGAUUUUGGACUUUUCACUAGAGAGAGGAAAACGUUUCCUAAUUCAGAGUCCGCUUUUAUAAUUCAGCUUCGUGACACACAAACAUCCAGGCUCAGGAGACUUAAGUGACGGCUGGAGGCAGCUGCCUCCUCUGAGGCUUCACCCAGCUGCAACCACAGACCAUGUGACACUGCGUCUCCUUCACCUCAGCUAAUUAUCCAGUCUUAUUCUCCUGCUUGAGAAAAGAGCUGCACAUUUAUCAUUUGUUUUACUGCUAGUUAUUUCAAUUUUAUAUCCACUUCAAAAUAAAAUGUGCUGUUACUUUUUGACCUCACUAGCUAGCUGUUAGUGGACAUGUUAACAUAGUAAUACAACAGAUUGCUGGGUACAUAAAUAUUAGUAAAGGUUAUCAUUCAUGGUCAAACAAGUCUGCAGACAUCAUUUAAUUAAGUAUUUGUGUGGAAUUCAUCUCUACCAGUACUAUAUAUAUAUAUAUAUAUAUCAAUACAUCAGUGCAGUCCAUUACUGCUGUAAGGAACCCAGUUUGUAUAACAGUUUAGAUCAUUGGCUGAGGGUGACGGUGACACAGUGCCACGUGGCGCAUAGUGGGCGGAUUAAAGUGCUGCAGCCUCAGAGGAGGCAUCAUUACAUGUUCACUUUUUGUGUUCAUUUCUUUUAAAAUCAGUAGUUCACAAUGAGCUUGGCAAUUUAACAUUCACGCUAUUCAAAUACAACCUCUGCAGGUACUGAUCUCUUUCCAAAGUGUUUCCAAAGAUGUAUUUGUACAGCAGAAGCAUCAGGAGUGAUGGAUUUAUGUUCUAUAAUGUCAACGCAUCAUACUUAAGGUUGAUGAAAAUGCAUUUGACAGCAUGUGUUUUAAGUGUUUUGGGCAGGACAUAAAGCAGGGAAUAUCAGUUAGAGAAACACUAUUCUCUUUAAUGGGGUAUUAAAAAAAACAAUGAUAGCAUAGUAUGUUAUAGUUUUUAUUUAUGCCUACCAUUAUGUAAUAAUUUAAGUCAACGUAAUGCGAUGUAAAGGUAAAUAUGCCAAGAAGAAGAAAUUAUUUUAAAUCUUGUGAUUCUUAUUAUUUGCUACAUUACAUUGAACUUGAAAUGGUCAUAUAGUUUGACUCACUCAUAGUAGCUUACAAUUUUUGCAGAUUGUGUUCCCUCUUUCUAGUGUUCAGAUCAUGUUGUGAAAUAUUAAACCCUUCUCUUGUUA
Sebastes umbrosus (honeycomb rockfish) is the source of this 4459-nucleotide messenger RNA. RefSeq names its product R3H domain and coiled-coil containing 1-like (gene r3hcc1l). Bases 170 to 1186 code for a protein of 338 amino acids. The transcript has 7 exons. Lineage: Eukaryota; Metazoa; Chordata; Actinopteri; Perciformes; Sebastidae. The record is from RefSeq and is a predicted model, not a curated record.